GCAUACACUAGAUCAGAUGAAAUAGACAAAGGUAUUAUUUCAACUAUACAAUAUGGUGAACUACAACACAACAAUAACAAAAAUAGUGCGUUUAAAUUAGCAAUUUCCAAUCGACAGUUGAAUGCUGAUCAGAUAGACACCUGGAAUUUAUUAAAUAUUGCUACUACAGUAUGUGAUGAUUUGAAAAACGGUAUGGUGAUAAUAUUAUGUGGUAAUAUGAAUAAACCACACGAAGCACUUUCUGCCAUUGCUGAAAAUAUGGAAAUACCACUGGUUAAUUGGGAUUUGGCACCGAUUCUGCCAUCAGAAGAAACUCACAAUUUCUUUCAAGUGAGUGUUUGUCCACCAACAGCAGAAUUGAUAGCCGAUCUAAUUUUGCACAAGCAGUGGCCAGCUUUUGUGUAUCUGCACGAUGGCAAAAACUGUACAGCUUUAUAUCAAUUGCAUAAUUCAAAAACUGCAAUUAACCUGCAAUGGAUUUAUCAUUAUUUGCAUCGUAAAAGUAAAGUUUCCAUACCCGCAGAAAUGGUGAGAUUACCGAAAGAUGAAAAUAAAUUUCCGGAAUUUUUUCGAAAAAUGAAUGCGUAUCGAUUGGCAAAUAAUUCUAUUAAAUAUAUUGUGAUUGACGCAGGUUCUUCAUAUCGCCAAAAAACGUUCUUAGCUGCUAUGAGAUCCGCUCAGUUCAGUCAACUUGAAUACCACUAUAUUGUUGGAAAUUAUGAUUUUUCACGGUACGAUGUGGAAAUGUUCCAAAAUGGCAAUAUAAACAUUUCGGGAUUUCAAAUAAUAAAUCGUGAAAAGAAGGAAUAUCUUAAUCUGAGGAAAAAUCUGCAUAAUGUUUCAUUAAAAGUGGUCAAAAGUGAUACUGACAUAGAAGCAAAAUUUGUAUUUGUUCACGAUGCAAUGCUUGUAUUACGUGCUUUACUGACAACGGUUUUGCGUCGAAAUGAUUCAUUAUUUCGACAAAAUUUUCGACACGGACAACUCUACAAUAGAGGAUAUCCGGGAAUUUACUGUCAUCCAAAUAUGGAUCAUGAUAAUCCACACAGACCAUUUACCACUUUUGAACACGGACAAGCUUUAACUGCAGCUCUGCGCGGACUGAAAUUGGAUUCAAGCGAUGGUACUCUGACUGGUAGAAUUGAAUUUGAUCGUUUUGGCAUGCGUAAAAAUUAUGACGUAACUGUAAUUGAUUUAGUUUCUAGUACACAAUCGGCCUUCAACAAAAAAGAAAUGAUGAUUUGGAAACAAGGCUUAGGAUUUUUUGCCAACCAAACAUUUGCCGAGCACACUCGAAAAAAUUUGGGAAUUUCUCGGGAGAAAAAAGUUCUGAAAGUCGUCACAAUCGUAGUAAGAAUCCAAAAAUUCAGUCUUUUAUGUCUAAUACUUUUAUCGACAAUUGAAGAUUUCAAAAAUUAUGAGAUUAUUCUGGCAAAAGGGAAUAAAUAUGGUAUCAAGCAACCAGAUGGUUCCUGGGAUGGUUUAAUCGGUUCAUUGCUUAGUGGAGAAGCUGAUCUUUGUGUUGCAUCUCUUACUAUAAAUCAAGAUCGAGAACGAGUCGUUGAUUUCUCGAAACCAUUCAUGACGACAGGAAUUAGCAUAAUGAUAAAAAAACCGGACAAGCAAGAAUUUUCAGUUUUUUCAUUUAUGCAACCAUUAAGUACUGAAAUAUGGAUGUACAUAAUAUUUGCCUAUGUCGGGGUAUCAGUAGUGAUAUUUUUUGUGUCACGAUUUUCACCGUAUGAAUGGCGUAUUGAAGAAGUGUCUGCUGGUUCUUAUACAGUUUCUAAUGAUUUUUCUGUUUAUAAUUGCUUGUGGUUUACACUUGCGGCGUUUAUGCAGCAGGGCACGGAUAUUGUUCCUAGGUCAAUAAGUGGUCGUUUGGCUAGUAGUGCUUGGUGGUUUUUCACGAUGAUAAUCGUUUCAUCGUAUACUGCCAAUUUGGCAGCAUUUCUUACCUUAGAAAAAAUGCAAGCUCCAAUUGAAUCAGUAGAAGACUUGGCAAAACAAACCAAAAUCAAAUAUGGAAUACAACAGGGUGGUUCUACAGCGCAAUUUUUUAAAUACAGUUCAGUACAAAUUUAUCAACGCAUGUGGCGUUAUAUGGAAUCUCAAGUGCCAACAGUUUUUACGUCAACAUAUGCUGAAGGUAUUGAACGUGUACGGAAUCACAAAGGUCGAUAUGCCUUCUUACUGGAAUCUACUGCCAAUGAAUAUGCAAAUACAAGAAAGCCAUGUGAUACAAUGAAAGUUGGCAAGUUGAUUUGUUCAAAUUUGAAUUCCAUUGGUUACGGAGUUGCAACACCAUUUGGCUCGCCUUACAAAGAUCAUAUCAAUCUAGCAAUACUUGCAUUACAAGAACGUGGUGAAUUGAAAAAAUUAGAAAAUAAGUGGUGGUACGAUCGUGGAGAAUGUGAUCAGGGCAUCGCAGUUGAUGGUCAUAAUGCAAGCUUGAAUUUGAGUAAAGUAGCGGGAAUAUUUUAUAUUUUAAUAGGUGGUAUGAUUGCCUCCAUGUUGGCAGCUUUUGGAGAAUUCUUGUAUCGUUCUCGAAUAGAAGCUCGUCGAAGUAAUAUGACUUCUCUUUUCGGAAGUUUGGCUGAAAAUCUUCGUAGUACUUUGUCCACACAACCAUGGAAAAUUGCGCAGGAUAAAGAAAAAAUUAAUGAAGGAACUCCGAAAAUGCUCAAGAAACACGAUGAAGUAUCCAGAUCAUCUGAUUCCAAAUUUAGCAGAGUAACUGAUGAUUUAGUCAAUAAUCAGUUAUUUGGAGGACGUUACAAUACUGCUGUUUGA
This is a messenger RNA of Thelazia callipaeda (thelaziosis nematode), 2793 nucleotides long. The record is from the annotation of a GenBank genome assembly. Lineage: Eukaryota; Metazoa; Nematoda; Chromadorea; Rhabditida; Thelaziidae.